AUGCUGCUGCUCUCGUUAGUAAUGGGCGCCCUAGCGCUGGUGGCGCAUGCGCAGAACGCCACCUUCCCAGACGACUUCCUCUUCGCCGUGUCGUCUGCAGCCUAUGAAAUAGAAGGAGGCUGGGACGCAGAUGGCAAAGGAGUGAGCAUCUGGGACACCUUGACGCACGACAGCUCGCAGUACAUUAAUGACGGAUCCAACGGCGACGUAGCGAGCGACUCCUAUCACAAGUAUGAGGAGGACGUGCAGCUGGUCAGAGCUUUAGGGGUGGACAUAUAUAGAUUCUCCAUCUCUUGGGCUAGAGUUCUUCCCGUGGGUGAUGUCAGCCAAAUUAAUCAAGCCGGAGUGGAUUACUACAACAACCUUAUCGAUCUGUUGAUUGCAAAUGGCAUUCAGCCUAUGGUGACCAUGUACCACUACGACCUGCCGCAGCCGCUGCAGCUCCUGGGCGGCUGGACGAACCCCGUGGUGGCACAGUACUUCCGGGAGUACGCUCGCUUCCUCUUCCAGGCGUUUGGAGACAGGGUGAAGUGGUGGGUGACGUUCAACGAGCCGACGACGAUCGCAUUCGGCUACAGCUCCACGGACACCAACGCACCCGCCAUCGGCGCCCACGGCUUCGGCGACUACACGGCGGCCCACUGCAUUCUGCGUGCGCAUGCCAUGGCCUACAGGCUCUACGACCAGCAGUUCAGGGCCGCCCAAGGAGGAUACGUCAGUAUUGCUCUGAACUCAAACUUCUAUGUACCAGCCACCAAUUCCACUGAAGACUCAGAAGCGGCGGAAAGGGCCUUACAAUUUUUCCUGGGUUGGUUUGCUCACCCAAUCUACACGGAGGAGGGCGGAUAUCCCCUGGUGAUGCAAGGACGCAUCUGGGAGGACUGCAUCAACGACAACAUCUGGAUCUCGCGGCUACCCGAGUUCAGCGCCCAGGAACUUGUCGACCUCAGAGGUAAUGUAAACAGGAAAAAUGGUAUGGUAUUUAUUGACCUGAGAUGUGUUGACCUCUAUGGAGCUGCAGACUUCUUUGCCCUGAACCAUUUCACGACGCAACUGGCAUCGAACGGUCAGCAAGCUGACUUCCACCCGUCGCACGACUGGGACACGGGCGCCAUCUUGUCUUUUGACGACAGUUGGGCGGCCACCGCCGACGACAAAAUAAAGGUCGUUCCGUGGGGCUUGCGCAGCCUGCUGAACUGGAUCAACAACGAAUACGACGUCAGAGGAGGGAUCUUUGUAACAGGGAACGGUUUUCCAGACGCAGGAGAGCUAGAGGACAGUGGCCGGCAGGAGUACUACAGGGCUUACCUGACGGAGAUACUGAAUGCCAUUCAUGAAGAUGGUAUCAACGUGAUUGGUUACACGGGAUGGAGCCUGCUUGACGGUUUCGAAUGGAUUAGGGGAUACACGGUGAAAUAUGGCUUUUAUCAAGUGGAUUUCAGUGAUCAGAAUAGGACCCGAACACCGAAGCCAUCAGCAACCAUGUUUCAAGAGAUCGUAGCGACACGACAGCUUCCUAACCGCGCUGCAAAGCCAACUUUCACGUAG
This is a messenger RNA of Schistocerca cancellata (South American locust), 1548 nucleotides long. RefSeq names its product myrosinase 1-like. The coding region runs from base 1 to 1548 and encodes 515 amino acids. The transcript has 12 exons. Gene Ontology annotation, biological process: carbohydrate metabolic process. NCBI's taxonomy places the organism in Eukaryota, Metazoa, Arthropoda, Insecta, Orthoptera, Acrididae. Gene Ontology annotation, molecular function: beta-glucosidase activity. The record is from RefSeq and is a predicted model, not a curated record.